This is a messenger RNA of Striga asiatica, 1440 nucleotides long. The record is from the annotation of a GenBank genome assembly. NCBI's taxonomy places the organism in Eukaryota, Viridiplantae, Streptophyta, Magnoliopsida, Lamiales, Orobanchaceae.
AUGCCUUUGUCCUCAGAUCUCUGUCUCUUGCAACUUACAGGUGUGGCAGAUUUGAUAGGAUCAGCAAUUUGUCUGAGAAGUCUGCCUUCCUUAUUGGAUGAUCUCUUCCAAGUUUUUAAUUUCCCCUUAAGCUUCCCUUCUGGAUGGAUUGCUGUGGUCUGGUUUGAAGUUAUUGCCAAAGGAGCUGGUGAGGGUUCAAAAUCCAUGUCUUUUGUUGCUUCUGGGUUGGGUGGACUGGUUGAAGCUACUUCAAUGGCUUUAGAAUGGAAAUUAACAGCAUGCUUUGCUGUCAACAACGGCAUUUUCGUGGCGGAGAUGGUGGGUCGGGAUUUGGCUCAAUCCCACCACCCCUUAGAUCCUCUCACACCCCAAGAAAUCCAAAAAACUACACUCAUUAUCCAAAAAUCUCACUACGGCUCACUCCAUAACCUAACCUUUCACUUUCUCGACCUCGAUGAGCCCCCAAAACAGGACGUCCUAAAAUGGCUCAUUUCCACUAAACAAAACGGGCCUUUCCCGGCCUGUCGGGCCCAAGCGGUGAUUCGGGCCAAUGACGAGACACGCGAACUAAUCAUCGACCUAAUCAAGAAUUCAAUCCUCUCGGACAAAACUUCCUUUCACAAACUCCCAAUUUCGAGACUCGAUUUCGAAAAGAGGGCUCAACUUAUCGGAAAUUACAUAUUUGCCCCUGAGCACGGGCUGGUACGGCGAGCCCGUAACAAGAAGGCUCGCUCGGGUCACGUGUUUGGCCCGUAUUUCUACAGAGGAGAAGGCACAUCCAAUGUCUGGGCCCGGCCCAUCGAGGGUUUGGGCCUUUUGAUCGACCUCGAGGCCCAGCAAGUGGUCGAAUUCGUCGACAGGCUGAAGGCCCGAAUGCCAAAGGCAGAGGGUACCGAUUUCCGGGCCGGGGCCCGGCCCAUCCACUGUCAAACAAACAAGUCUAAUGUGGAGGUCAACGGUCAACAAGUGAGAUGGGGUAAUUGGAAAUUCCACGUGGCGCUCGAUGUGCGGGCCGGGCUUGUUAUAUCGACGGCGAGCGUUUAUGAUAAUGUGAGGAGAAGGUUCCGGAGUGUUCUGUACAGGGGGCACGUGUCGGAGACUUUUGUGCCGUAUAUGAACCCCACGCCCGAGUGGCAUUACCGCACGUUUAUGGAUGUUGGGGAGUUUGGGUUUGGGAGGUCGGCCAGUAAUCUCGUGCCACUUGUCGACUGCCCGUGCAAUGCGGUGUAUGUGGAUGAGUACGUGGCAGGGGGGGAUGGGCGGCCCCAGGUGAUUGAGCGCGCGAUUUGCGUGUUCGAGUCGUAUGGUGGGAAUAUUACAAAUGGAGAAGCAGAGAUUAGUCUGGUGGUGAGGAUGGUGGCAACAGUUGGGACCUAUGAUUACAUACUUGAUUGGGAGUUUAAGAAUAGUGGUUCAAUUAAAGUUGGGGGUAAGGAGUAA